GCAGGUGCGUGAUAGAAGCAAUCUUCGUUUAUUGUGUCUGUUUCACGAGAUAGAAGCCUCACUACACCCCUGGAGAGGCACGAAAUUCCAAGGCUGAGUUUGUCUGAGCUGAGCUGCCGUCUUCACAAAGUUGUGGUUCAUAAUAAGUAUCGCCUUGUUUACGCAUGUAAGACGUAAAAUUCUUGUGUACUGUAGUUUUGUUUCAGCGUCAACUUCGUGAUUAAAACCGGCUUGUCAACGUAAAGUCGAGUCAGAUACUACCUCGUAUUGUUUGAAUUGGCUGCUGCUACACUACGCUGUCGCAACAAAGUCCUCCUUCGCUUUCUACUUCAGUCUAUCAUUCACUUUCUUCUCGUCCACAAUCACAACGGAAACAUCAUGGCAACCCCGACAAUUCCCCACCCCUCUUUGGCGAAAGCCGAUGACUUUCUCCGGGUGAUCAAGAAGAAUCACGACAAGCGGUGGAAAAACGGCAUUUCCUCUUUCAACGCGGAACGCGCUCCGUUCUGGCGGUUCGUGGUCAACGGCAUGAAGGUGGCCGACUCGUGCAAAAGUUGCAACUACCUCCGGGCCAUCGUCGCUGCGGAGAUUGCCGUUUAUGCCGAUCGCGCGAUGCUCCCGCCAAAGGCCGCGCGGACCAUGUUUGCCGACCUGGGGAAGAAGUUCGGUGGACAAGUCAACAUCGUGAACAGCGCCGAGGGGGUUGGCACCGACGUGGACGAUGGCGAGAUCCCGCGGAUUCUGGCCAGCGCGAUUCAGGACCUCGGGCCGAAGGAGACCAUUCCGGAGGACGUAAAGGAGAGGCUGCUUGUCUGCGCAAAGAAGCUGAUGCUGAACAACAAGCACCUGGGACCGAAGACCAAGCCGGGGCAAGAGAUGGAGUACUGGAGUGCGGACCUGGAGACCCUGGGGCAGGACUUGCUGCAAAAGAUUGGACAACUGAAUUCGCACGUUUUGAAGGCGGUGGAGGACGAAGCUGCGGCGAAAAAAGCAGAGGAGACGAAGAAGAUGCCACAGCAACUUGCGCAGCUGCUGGACAUGAUGAAUGGGAAGAACGCGACAACCAAGAGCGGGCAGGAAAUGACGCAAGAGGAAACGGACAUGCAGAACAAAUUUAGAAACUUUAUGCGCCCCAAAGUAAGUGCGUGAGUUCGCUUUUGUGUAAAGUAGUUGUGUUAAUACCGAGGAGCCAGUGCUUUUUUUCCGCAUUGGAUCUGUGAACAAGCAUCAACAUGCGACAAAAAAAGUUGUCUGAAGAAAUUAACUUCUACCCCCAAGAACAGGUGCAGAAGACCCCCGGCGGACCGUUUCUCCCCAUGAACGACGAGGAAUACCAGAAGCAUUUGGACGCCGUGAAAGACCCCGCCAAGAGGCGCAACAUGUUCGCCCCCCUGCCCAAAGACGCGCUGGACAAGUGGCAGAAAGCGGAUCGGGAAGCGGCGCAGAAAACGGAUCGCCGGGACAAGGUGCUGCAAAGCAUCGCCAUGCCAAGCGGCCUCGGUGAGAUGGAAACCGUGCGGGGGGCGUGAUGGAGGUACUGCGCAGAGGACAACACGCCCUAUCGCUGAUCUUUGAUGCCUCGCAAAUAAGUUGGACGCCUAAGCCUCUGCCUCGCUUUGUAUGAUGCUUAAUAUUUUCAGAUACAUUUAUGUUGCUGCUCCCUGACUGUACAGGAUGGCCGUUACACUAGUACUAAACGUUGAUGUAGUCCAUUGAAAUGUACGGAAUCGAAAACCAAAUGAAAAGAUGUAUCAACCAACGAAAUGAUAUAUGAGUUGCAGUUUUGCCAGCGACACCGUGUACAAUAAUGACUUUGAACACUUGUUCGCAGGCCUAGUAGUGUACAGCUUUCAUUGUUAUUGAACCCGUCGAAAAGUGUACCAAGACACAGAAAAGAAACAGCUCCCUUGAAGACGACGCUUUUCGCCGCGGAGAGAAAAGGCAAAAUCCAGGCAGGCGGCAUUGAUUUUCGCACGAUUCCAAUUUUCGUUCUCGAG
Messenger RNA from Amoebophrya sp. A120, 1997 nucleotides. The record is from the annotation of a GenBank genome assembly. NCBI's taxonomy places the organism in Eukaryota, Dinophyceae, Syndiniales, Amoebophryaceae.